AUGUUUAUUGGCUGGUGUUCACCCGUUUUUAUCCAGUACCUUCACCCGAAUAGAAAGUUUUUCUGCGCCGUUCGGCUGCUUUGUUCGAGGUUUAUCCGGAUAAGACAGUGUCCAGGCGGUAGUGAAAUUUUCUUUAAAAGUUUUUGAAGUGGGUAAUUUAGCGAUUAUAUAGCCGCACCGGUGCCUGGGUUCGAUGGCGAUAUGAAAAAAAAUAUUAGGUCGCCGUCGGAAAAUUUGCGAGAUGUUUACUAUUUUUUUUUAUUGUAAUAUCGAAAUUUAUGUUCGGGCUCUCUUUGUCUAUACAGCUAUAUAUUCUCGAUUGACGUUAAGACGUUCCAGGAACAUGGCCAUGUUCAGCAAUCAGCGCACUACAACAUCUAACAGCGGUUACAUUGUCGAGUUCAAGGUUAGUGGAGAAGUUCCUUUUUGUAUCCAUCUUGGUAUUUUCCAUUAUAUGUUCUCUUUUUGGUUUAUCACGAGUUUUGUUUUACAGGCAGGGAGAUCCAACUUGGAGCUUGGCUCAUCAGAAACCAAGAGAAAAGUGGUUGCCGAGAAAAAGAAGGGACUUGUCUACAUCAAACAGAGCAAUGACCUUCUCAUUCACUUUUGCUGGAUGAACCGUGAAAACCAGGCGUUGGAAGAUGUAAAUUUGGAUCUUGAUAGGGGUAUUUCAUUGUCGUGUUUUGUUCUACAGGAUCUCAUCAUUUUCCCUGGCGAUACCGAGUUCAAAGAAGUUCCCGGCUGCCCAGACGGCAAAGUAUACAUGCUCAAGUUCAAAUCAUCGAAGGAAAUGCGUCUUUACUGGCUCCAGGACGGAAACUCCGAGAUUGAGAAAGAUCUCGUCCAGAAGGUGGAUAACUACCGGAUGGAUUGAAAAAAAUUAUUAUUUUUUUUUUCGUUUAUCGCUUAAGAAGAGUUUUUCAUGUGAUUACAUGCAAGAGAAGAGAAAGUAAAAAAAGGGAAUUUUUUUGAGAGAAUUAAUGACAAAAAAAUUUUCUUUUUAACCCUAAUCUUUUAAAAAGAGUUAUUUUUUUCUAAUUUGAGGUGAACGACGCUUUGAACAAGCCGCCGCCCAGCCGUCCGACUGGCCGCGGCGAUCGUCUUUCAGCCGGUUCUGGAUCGGCUGCCACUGCCGGUUUUCCGUCGAACCUCAUGAAUGCGACUAGCGAAGUGAGCCGCCUGGCAAACGUUUUUCGAUUAGCAAAAGAAAUUUAUUGGCGCGUUUUCUAGGAAUACAAUAAUGGACUGAACACAUUUGAUCCCCAGCAUUUGAUCUCACUUAUCCAGUCGCUUCAGGUUAAUUUUUUUCAACUUUUUGUUGGCGUGUUCGAAGUGAUUUCGCGAAAUACAAAAUAUCCGUCAGAGAUAGAAAAAGAUAACUAAAUUUUAGAAGGUCAGAGAACAUUUUGCAUUUCGCGGGAAUCACUAUGAACACAGUAUGAAGUUUGAAUUUUUCUUCAAUUGUGUCGUGAAAAUUUCAGUUUUAUGUGGUAUGAAGUUUCUGAUUUCGACGUUAUCGUAUCUAAAAUGACCGACUUUGAUGCGAUUAAGUAUAAUGAUUUUUUCUCUGGGCUUUUUCAGUGAUUGUUUUGUUUUCGUUGAUAUUAGCGAAUACGCAUAUUUUUCGAAUUAGUUUUAUUUUAAGGCUGUCUUUAGCAAUGAGUUAACAGAAAAAUUAUAUCUAGUUCUUUUUGAAUUCCGAUAUAUUAUACCUAAAUCUUUUUGCAUUCCUAUGUAUAUCAAGCCAAAAACGAGAAUAAAUUGCAUCAAAUUCCGCAGUUUAAACGAUCAGCUUUCAAUCGGGAAUUUCGUACCACUCAUUUUUUCAUCAAGUUCACUUCAGAAUAAACAAAACAAAUUGAAUGAAAAAGGAAAAAAACAACAAUUUAACACACAAUUCAAAGUUCAGGGCGCCGGGAACGAUGUGCUGCCCACGAUCCCUCCGUCGACCUCUAACCAAGACGGCAGCGGGGCAGUUGCGUCUUCUGCGGACUCUGACGUCUUGUCGACGCCUUCUCAUCCAGCUUCUUCCGCCGCAGCUCCUGGCGCUCCGCAGAAAGGUCACCGGCUGAUUCAUCAAAUUUUCCUUUGUUUACCCCUUCAAACUUAUUCCCUCUUUUUUGUCUUCAUUCUCAAUUUUGCUUCGUCUUUCUGGGCUUGCGGCGAGAGCGGAUCUUUUUUGAGCGCACCUUACGAGUCAACUGUGUAAAAUAUAGUUGGAAACAAAUUGAUAAACGAUAUUUUUAUUCUUUCUGCCGUUCAACUUUGAAAACGAAAGAUAACGUAAGCGGGCCCCAAAAACGAUUUUCUCCAUCGCCUUGUCCCUACCAACUAUGCCUUCAAAUGCUUCAUUUGAUGUAUUGUAGCGAAUGCAAGCCUAACGAAACACGAUUUGUCAAAAAUUCUCAGCAACUUGCGACCGGCCACGUCGGGUAGAUGCCAUUUAUUUCGGAUUUCAUCUCAUUUCGAUAUGAUCAUGUUGUAGGCAAAGGCGUUAACAUUUCGUUGUCAGAUGCUCUCUCGAAUGAAGGUGUUAUGGAGACGGUUAGAGCCAACGCCGGUCGGUUAUUUUGUGUCUAGUCUUGCUUUGCACUCUUGUUUUCAAGUUUCCAAUGUCAUGUUUCUUUUUUUUUCAAACGUGUGCAUUUGUUAUAAUGGAAUCGGUGAAACUCUAAUUGAUGGCAGGUUUAUUUUUUGCAGAGAUUCUGAAGCCGUUGCUGCCGUCUACUUGUAACGAUCCGCAGAAGGAGCUCGAGGAAACUGUUCGCGCUCCGCAAUUCAGACAGGCUAGUGGAGAACUGAGUAAAAGAAAUUAGAGAGAAAUAGUUUCCUUGUUGUUAAUUGUUCUUAUUUCUAUACUACACAGGCGAAUGGAGAGUGUGUCAUAAUAUGUCCACGAGUAUAACUGAUUCACGGCUGGCUUGAGCCAUCGAAAAAAGGGUCCUGACAUGAUAAUGCACGAGAUAGCGCUUCGCUCGUGGAGAGCGCAGACAGGACACGCCCUCUUAGCGUCCCAAGCUGGCCGUGAAUCAGCUAUAUACCUCUAAAGAUUGAUUGUGCAUACGCCAUAACGAUAAACCUGAAAAGAAAUAUUCCCUCAUCUUUUUUCUGCUUCUGACGAUUGAUAUUACCUGAAAAGUUAUUGCAAGAAACCGAAACGACAUUUAAUCUCUUAAUUAGCGUCUUUUGCGAAGUUUUUGAUUUUCAGGCUGCAGACACCUUUGGACAAGCGCUUCAGAGUGGCCAAAUCGGCCCUGUUCUGACGCAAUUCGGCCUUAAUAGUGAAACUGUUGCAGGAGCUAGUGACGGAGGUUAUAAAGACAAGGAUUCCUAUUUCCAUUUCCCGCUAAUUUUACAGACAUUCGCACUUUUUCGCGUGAACUUACUUUGUCGCAAGGCGGUGAAGUGCCUCCAGAGACGGAAGAUAGUCAGUUUUUCACAACUGUUUUUAUUCAAAGAGAUAAAAAACAGCCCAGAAUUCUGAGAAAAAAAUUUCAAGCCCUAAAGAUUCGUUCUCAGAUGCUGACGAAACAGCCAAGGAACCUGAGCCGAAGCGCAACCGUCCUGACCUCGAUGACAUGGAUGUCGAUUAAUAGACUAUCUACCGCCUGAAAUAUUCACAUGCCGUUUCUAAACUUUGUCUGAGUAGUGUGAAUUCGCUUUGGUUUUUUUGUCUUUUCCCUUCUCUUGUGUAGGUUUUUCAAAUCGACACUCAACUAUUUAUUGAAUUUCAUGUGAUAAACCUUUCGUCCAAGAUCAUUUUAUCGUGUUUUACCGAUGUUGCCAUCAGUUUCUUAAUGAAACUACUUUUUUUCAACUAAAAUGAUCAUUGGAACUCAAAUGAUCCGGAGUUUCAAACGAUUUUUGAGUACACUGUUGCCCCAGGAGUUAACGAUUAAAAAAAAAAAACUUCAGGAAGUUUUUUACAGUUCUUGAAAUUAAGUGCAAGUGAGUGACCCGCCGAACUGAAUAAAUAUUUUAGAUUGAGCUUCUCGAAAUUAAGGGGAUUGAAUUGGCGACUUUUGAGCCUCAAACAAACAAAAAAAAAUUUUUUUUUGGCUAGAGAACAUGAAACAAACCUUCUUUUGGUAGUCUAGGACUCCCGCAGGCCGACGUGAGUUUCUCCAACUCCUGAUUUUUUUUUACUCCAUCUCUAACUGAUGAGAGACAAAUUUUUACGGCGACCUUCGGACGACACGAAAUUUGCACGCCCUGGGGCGUCCGACCUCUGAGCUGAUGAUAUGGGGCGAUUCGCCUCGAAGGUUAUCACCACUUUUCCGCUCGUUCUUUCUACGCUGCAAAGAACGCGUUAGGACUCUCUCCCUCUUUAUUUUCAUAAUGGGGUGAUUAUUCCUUUUUUUGACAUUUUUGGGAGAUUUUUCAAUUAAAAACAUGCUAACUAGAAAAAUAGAUAGAAUCGCCAAAAAGUUUUCGGGGAAAUAUAAAUUAUCUUUGACUUUUCAAAAUGUUCAUUUUUAAACGGUCAUUUUUAUAUAUUCUGUUAAGAAAUACUUUGAACGUGGCGUGAGUUGGCUUCAAGUUUUCAAUAGGACACUUGUAAUCUCAUUUUAAAAUUUUUGCGUUUUUUUUUCAUAUUCGUAGGCAAACCCGAGCAAUAGCUCGAUUCCAUUUUGGUCAUUCAUUUUUGGUACCUCAAAAUUUGGCUCAAAAGUCAUUUUUCAAAGCACAGUAAAGUAACUUUGGUGACUUACAUCAUUGAUAGUUAAAGCUACCGUUUUUGUAUGCAACUGCAAGCUCCUCAAUUUUUUUUUUGCAACCGCAUCUUUUCGUGUCUUUUUUCUAUUUCUCUUCAUCUUGGCUUGUUAUCAAGCGCCGACGAGUGCGCUUCCAAUGCAAACGUUUUUCGAUAUGAAAACAACUCACAGGGUCCCCAUGGUCUGCCAGUGUAUUCUCGACGCUGCGGGCUACGCAGCUCUUGUAGCUGUCGCCUACAAGUUGCUCACCGUCGUUUUCAACAUUAUUGGCCCCUAUGUCUUGUUUUCGCCGAUCGACUUGAAGAAGAAGGCUGGCGCCAACUGGGCUGGUUCGUUUCUUUUUGACAGUCAUGAGAGCUCAAAGUUGUAUCCGUCUCUUCACCUUCUCAUAUUAUCGUGAUCACGAAUUUUUUUCAAUUUAUUAGAAAAUAUUACAAUUAGCAUCUAUACUCUCAGCAAUUGGAGAGCGAGUUACAUUGAAGACGCUGUGAAAACGGAAAUAAACUCUUCUUUUUUUAAAAAGAAUAUUAAACUAAGUGAAUAGUUGAUAAUAAUUUAAAACCUUUUGGACUAAUGGAAACUUUCGAAUAAAAAGCCAAUAUUUAUUCAGUUGUCACCGGCGCAACUGAUGGCAUUGGCAAGGCCUACGCCUUUGAACUGGCUCGACGGGGAUUCAACGUCUAUUUGGUUUCUAGGACUCAGUCAAAGUUGGAAGAAACUAAAAAAGAAGUUCUCUCCAAGUUCAAGGUGAACUUUUCCUCAUUGUGUCAUAAUUCUCUCUUCACUGUUCAGGAUGUGGAAAUCCGCACAUUGGCUUUCGACUUUAACGAGCCAUCACCGUCGGCCUACGAAAAGCUCCUGAAGCAGCUAAACGAGGUCGAAGUCGGCGUCCUGGUGAACAACGUUGGUUUCAGCUACGAGUACCCAGAGGUUUUCGGCACUUUGAGUUUCGUUUCAACUGAUUUUUUUGAGGUUCUCCACAAGGUGGAAGGAGGUAUCGAACGUCUUGCGAACAUCACCACUAUCAACACGCUUCCGCCGACAUUGGUUUAUUUUUUUUUUGUUAAUAUAAUGAUGUUCAAAGGAAAAAAUCAUCUUCAAAAAAACUUUCCUCAAAUGACAAAAAUGAUUUUUUUGGUUUUUUUGUAUACCUUAUUUUCAUCUUUAUAUUUUUAGCUCGUUUAAAAAAGAACCGUUCAUAUUUUUUGAGAACACACAUUUUGGCACAGUCUUUUUGUCCGAGGCGCACUUUGAAUUCAAAUAUUGAUAGGGUUAUCAUUGCAUUUUGAAGUUGAAAUCGAAAAUUGAACAUGGAAACACUUGGUUAUGGUGACUGAAUCAGUCAAAUUGCAACACUCGUCAAUUUUUUUUUCCAGCUUUCUGCUGGAAUCCUGCCUCAGAUGGUCGGCCGUAAAACGGGAGUCAUCAUCAACGUUGGAUCGUCGGCUGGUCACAACCAAAUGGCUUUGUGGGCUGUUUAUUCGGCCACCAAGGUUUUAGCAAAAAAUGAAAAAUGUUUAAUUUUAACGAAAUUUCUUCAGAAGUACGUCUCUUGGCUGAGCGCCAUCCUUCGGAAAGAAUACGCCUCUCAAGGAAUCAUCAUUCAAACCAUUGCCCCAAUGAUGGUCGCUACCAAAAUGAGCAAAGUCCUUUUAUCAUUUUUUUUUUUCUUAAAAAAUACAAAACACUUAAUUUUCAGGUCAAGAGAACUUCCUUCUUCACACCCAACAGCGACAAUUUCGCAAAGUCGGCCCUGAACACGGUUGGAAACGCCGACGACACGACCGGUUUCCUCACCCACCAACUUCAGGUUAUCCAGUUCUCAUUUUGACAAAAUAUCAGGUUAUAUCAUUUUCAGCUUGAACUCGUCCAAUUAGUCCCCCAGUUCAUCCGCGACAUGUUCCUCACUAAAAUGAGCUAUGGAACUCGUGCCGCCGCUCUCCGCAAGAAGGAACGCGAAGCCAAGGCUCAGUAA
Molecule: messenger RNA, 6690 nt
Organism: Caenorhabditis auriculariae
Lineage: Eukaryota; Metazoa; Nematoda; Chromadorea; Rhabditida; Rhabditidae
Source: the annotation of a GenBank genome assembly